AUGGCCCUCACAAGAAUGUCCUUGAAAAAGGCCCCGGUGUCUCGUGCACCGCCGUCUUAUGGUCAAGUAGCAUCUCCAGUACUGGCUUCUCGAUUCUCACAGCUAUAUCACCUGAUUGGGGUUCUGGCUGUCGCUAUGGCUGUCGUACUUACCUUGUUUCUUGAAACCUCAUGGAUCAGUCGUGUUUUUUCGGUGUUUUUUUAUUCAGCUCUCAUUGCAGCUUCUUUUGGAAUUAUCCCGCUUCUCCGCAAAGCUCAGACUCAUGUCCGAUACCUACCCUAUCUUUCAGCCAUUGCAGAAUACAUUGAUAGAUUUAGAUCACGCGUCUUUAUCACUUCUCUCUUGGCUUAUCUCUUUUCAUCAAUCUUAUUCUUCUUUGCAUACCUUUUUCAAGUCUCUGACAUUGGUCUUACAAGUCCUUCAGCUGUCAAUGCCUUUGGUGUUCCUUUACUUAAUGAACGAAGUCUUUACUUUCAUCUAGUUUUCCCAGUGGUUCUUGGUUUUUCCGCAGCUGUUGUACACAUUAUUUUUGACGUAGACCGUCUUGACUUUUGCCUCAAAGACGCACGACAACUUAAACCCAGAGACCAGAUUAAAAAGGGCUCCAAGGCACUGCUUAUUAAAUCAACUCUUAUCGCCAUUGGUUUCACAAUCGGAACUCCCACAAUCUACGUUUUUGUUCGCCCUCUUCUCAUCACGGCAAUUGUUUCACUUGGCCUUGUGCGCAGCCAUUCUUACAGCGGAGUCCCCCUCUCUCCUGAAUUGCUCUUACAUACAUUUGCCGCUUCGUUUCUUCUAAACUUUGGCUGGCUUUUCAGUAACCUUAUUUUUUCUGUUUACCUGAGCAUGCCACCGCUCCACCGUGGUGAACUCUUCACAUCAAAAUCGCCCGACAAAAACGGAUCUCUUAUUGACGGCUUACACCGACGUGAACGCCAACUUAACAGCAUGCUUGCGUUCUGGGAACUUUUCAGAAUAUCAGUCGCACACCCAGAAAGACGCCGCGAACUUUUCACAGAUAUAGAUCCACGACCAGGCGCUUGGGAACGCAUACGGGUCGAGUGCAUGCAACUGUUGACUGAAAUUGAACAAAAUCUUAAGCCCAAAAACGACAAGAAAAAAAAACAAGAUACAAAUAAACCUGCGGCUCAGCCCAUUAUACCUACACAAACACUUCCAGGAGUGAUUGAAAUUAAGCAUACCAAUGUGUUUAGUCGUCCCGGUGCACCAGCCCACAGUGGCAUCCAAAGCGUUCAGGACCAAAAUGCAACCUCAUCGAAACGAGUUGUUGGGGCAGUAGAAUUGUAUGCUGCGCGCAUACGUGCAUACGUACGGACCACACCUAAAGCACUUGAGUUUGUGACACGAUCACGAUGGGGUGCAGCUCUUCGCAUCACGCUACGACGUAAAGCCCGCCGAAUUGUGCCCAAUCCCAGUCAAACAUGUGCCGGAGUGUAUGCUUUGGCAUAUCUGACGGUGCACUCGAGGGUUGAAGAUACAUAUGGGGUAGUUCAAAGUGGCAUUUCUGAAAUGCUUUCAGAGCUGGAUAUAGUGAGCACAGGGUUGGCCAAAUACAUGGCUAACCCGCCACGACACUGGUCUGAUAAACGAGGGGGGGCUCAAUCUAAGAAGGAAGGAAAUGAUGGUAGCAAUGGUGAGGAUGAUGAGGCGCUGAGUGAUUUAGUAAGAGUCAAGGAGGCUGUUGACGAUGCAUUUGGAAUGGUAGUGAGUGCAUUUUAUGCGAAUCUUGAUGAUCUGGGGUUGACACCAGUGGUGCGAAUGCGGAUUCGUGAGCUUACAAGUCGGCAGGUUUUAGAUUAA
Molecule: messenger RNA, 1821 nt
Organism: Magnusiomyces paraingens
Lineage: Eukaryota; Fungi; Ascomycota; Dipodascomycetes; Dipodascales; Dipodascaceae
Exons: 4
Coding region: 1-1821 (606 amino acids)
Biological process (GO): spindle pole body localization; nuclear pore organization
Cellular component (GO): spindle pole body; nuclear pore transmembrane ring
Molecular function (GO): spindle pole body-nuclear membrane anchor activity
Source: RefSeq, a predicted model, not a curated record